UCCAAUGAGUUUCUUGCUUUGCAAGUCGCCUUUUUUGAAUUUUCAAUGUUCUAUACUUACAUGAUUCUAGGUUAAAACUGGCCAUAUAUAUGGGCUUUGUUGUGUUAUGUGGUUACGAAGAAGAGUCAGUAACUCUUUUCUACAACUUCUCCUGAGAUUCUGGACGUGCCCAACCUUUGAGCUUGACCCAGAAAGCUGAAUUCUUCAAAACUGAAAACAAAUUUGAAUAGGUCCAUUUGUGGGAUUGGGUUCUGAAUAAGAACUUUCUAAGCAUAUAGACUGGUCUUGCAUUAAGAAGCAGUCUACAAUGGCACUGGCAAGGGCUGCAAGGAGUGGCUUCUUUAGGUCAAGAGGCGCCAUUCCCAGUUACAGUUGUGGGAAAGAUGUGUUCUUUGAUGCGGGGCACACGCAGAAGUUUUUACCUUCCUUUGAAAAUAUUACAUCAGGAGGCAAUUUGUCGCAACUUUCCAGCGUUAGGAAGGUUGAUAUCACAAGUUUCGGGAGCCGGGGAAUAAGGGCAACCCCCCAAUAUCAAUCUCCUUAUGCAGAGAGGGUCACAGAGGAAUCUGAUUUAGAGAAUGAUAGCCCAAGUUAUCCAGGACUGGAGGCAACUAAGCCAGGGGAGAAGCCAAGGGUUGUUGUCCUUGGUACUGGGUGGGCUGCUUGUCGAUUCCUCAAAGGACUUGACACCAAAAUUUAUGAUGUUGUUUGCAUAGCACCUAGGAACCACAUGGUUUUCACUCCCUUGCUUGCUUCCACUUGUGUCGGAACCCUGGAAUUUCGCUCUGUGACUGAACCUGUUGGUAGAAUACAGUCUGCAUUGGCAACGGAGCCCAAUUCCUACUUCUAUCUGGCCUCAUGCACAAGCAUCGACACAAACAAACACGAAGUAUACUGUGAGACGGUUGGCAAUGUUGGACUACCCCAUGAGCCUUACCGGUUUAGAGUUGCAUAUGACAAGCUUGUUAUUGCUUCUGGCGCAGAGCCAUUGACCUUUGGCAUCAAGGGAGUGAACGAACAUGCAUUUUUCCUUCGUGAAGUAAACCAUGCUCAAGAAAUAAGGAAGAAGCUUCUCUUGAACCUCAUGCUCUCUGAAAGUCCAGGUAUAUCAGAAGAAGAAAAGAAGCGCCUAUUACACUGUGUUGUUAUUGGAGGAGGCCCUACUGGGGUGGAGUUUAGUGGCGAACUGAGUGAUUUUAUCAUGAGAGAUGUCCGUGAGAGGUACAGUACUCAUGUUAAGGAUUACAUCCAAGUCACCCUAAUCGAGGCAAAUGAGAUUUUGUCAUCAUUCGAAGUUGGGCUGAGGCAAUAUGCAACAAACCACCUAACUAAGUCUGGUGUUCACUUUAAGCGAGGUGUUGUGAAAGAGGUGCAUGCAAAAAAGAUAGUCCUCAGCGACGGAACUGAUGUUCCAUAUGGCCUCUUGGUAUGGUCUACAGGCGUGGGUCCUUCAGAGUUUGUGAAAUCACUGAACGUUUCCAAGUCCCCUGGUGGAAGGAUCGGUGUGGAUGAAUGGUUCAGGAUUCCUUCAGUGGAAGAUGUGUUUGCACUGGGAGAUUGUGCAGGUUUUCUUGAGCAGACAGGAAAGCAAGUGCUUCCAGCCCUGGCUCAGGUUGCAGAAAGGCAAGGAAAGUUUCUGGUAGAGUUGUUUAAUAGGAUAGGUAAGGAAAAUGGAGGCAAGGCUUUGAGUGGGAAAGACAUCCCAAUGGGAGAGCCUUUCGUGUACAAGCACCUUGGCAGCAUGGCAUCGGUGGGGCGUUACAAGGCGCUGGUUGAUCUCCGACAGUCCAAGGAUGCCAGGGGCAUUUCACAUGCAGGGUUCAUCAGCUGGCUCGUCUGGCGCUCAGCCUACUUGACUCGUGUCGUGAGUUGGAGGAACCGCUUUUACGUGGCUGUCAACUGGGCUACCACGCUGGUCUUUGGUAGAGACAACUCGCGCAUCGGUUGAACUGUCAUGAACCCUAUGGCCUAAGCCUAAUGUGUUACACGCCUCUCGCAUCACCCAUUUUCUAGAUUCAGUGAAGGCAUUCCAAUUCAACCUUGACUUUGCCUUCUUGUCCUACAAAUAUGGGUCGUCGGUACACAUUAAUUAUUAUUGGCCUGCAAGGUGAAACCAUACCCUAGGAAAAAUAAAUUGCCAUUAUCACAGCUGCCUUUAUGUACAAACCACUUUAUUUUUUUAUUUUUAUGUUUUUUUGUUCUGGUUACUUUGAACCAAGUCACUCCAAUUGAAUAAAUUCAUUACUCCAAUUGGUCACACUUUAAGUCAAUUUUUUUUUUUAAACAGUCAGCGUAAAAGCACCGCAACCGAGCAAUUACCCACGUGUUUAUUUAUGGUGUGCGGCCGCCGAGUAAAGUUAGGUUCCGUCAUAGUGACAUCAUCGUCCCUACCGCGUGCGGGUUUGUCUUUCAAACGCGUGGAAUGCAUUUUCCUCUCGCAUGUAUCACCGGACAUUCAUAAGACACGUGUGGAAUGCACUGUUUUGGGAAUGAAUCAUGGCCGUUCAUUCUAAUGAUUUGCCACAGCGAGAUAAGGCAAAAUUGAAAUAUGAAACGACGUCGUUUCCAUGAUUGAAAACAUUUGCAACAGCAAAAACAAAAUCAAUUCAUUCAAAAUUCCUGAAACGUUACAAACACAAAGGGGGGUCUAUUCUCUUUACAAUCUGGUGGUCACUAGAAACUUGAAAGAUGAAGCGGCUGCGAUCAUUGCAAGCGCUGCAAAACCUCUCAAUCUCUAAGGAAAAAAGAAAGCCUCAAAAUUGAGUUCUCCGAUUGGGAUGUGACCGCCGGCCACUGAGUGUGAAGAUGGACGCCACAGAUUGGGCGAACCCCACCACGAUCCCCAUCUUCACCUGACCUCUCUUGGGGAUCGGACGGCCAGAGAGCCUCUGUGAGAAGCUUCCACGGUUGAUCAUGGAUCCUCCUGCACCAUCCAUAGUUUCACAGAAGAUUGAAAGGUUUUCGAUGCGGAAGCUUUGUAAGUGUAAAGGUAAAAGCUUUGCGAGUGUUAAUUGAAGUGGGCUUG
Vitis vinifera (wine grape) is the source of this 3025-nucleotide messenger RNA. Its product is annotated as internal alternative NAD(P)H-ubiquinone oxidoreductase A1, mitochondrial. The transcript has 9 exons. NCBI's taxonomy places the organism in Eukaryota, Viridiplantae, Streptophyta, Magnoliopsida, Vitales, Vitaceae. Gene Ontology annotation, molecular function: NADH dehydrogenase activity. Bases 308 to 1948 code for a protein of 546 amino acids. The record is from RefSeq and is a predicted model, not a curated record.